GUCAAAACACAACAAAACAGUACAAAGUUUGUUUAUGUAUAUCGAAGCAGCUAACUCAAGGAAAUCAAGGAAAAUGUUAUCAGCUAUGAUAAAAGAUCAUCAAGCCAAACAGGCUGCCAAAAAGGAAGAGCAAGAACGUCGACGGAAAGAAGCGAUUCUAUCGGCGAACGAAUUAACUCAGAACUUGGUGGACCAUCUGAAUGUUGGUGUCGCUCAAGCGUACCUCAACCAGAAACGUUUGGAUGCGGAAGCCAAACAACUACAUGUGGGAGCUACCAAUUUUGCCAAGCAAACACAACAGUGGCUCACUUUAAUUGAACAUUUUAACAGCUCCCUAAAGGAAAUUGGUGACGUAGAAAACUGGGCAAAGACGAUUGAGAACGAUAUGAACGUUAUCACGACGGCACUGGAAAUCGCGUAUAAAACAAGUAGAGAAAAGUAAUAUCACAAUUGAAACAUAUUUAUAUGCUGUUUCACUGAAUAUAUAGUGUUCAUUAAAAUUAUCAUUCAAAAUAUAAAUAUUGGAUAAAAAAUGAAAGUAAAAUAAAUAGCUAAGAGACAAGCGAAAAUAAUUAUGUUAUUAUGGGCCCUAUUCUAUAUGAUGAUAAUA
Molecule: messenger RNA, 610 nt
Organism: Toxorhynchites rutilus septentrionalis
Lineage: Eukaryota; Metazoa; Arthropoda; Insecta; Diptera; Culicidae
Gene: Blos1
Product: biogenesis of lysosome-related organelles complex 1 subunit 1
Exons: 4
Coding region: 35-442 (135 amino acids)
Biological process (GO): endosomal transport
Cellular component (GO): BLOC-1 complex
Source: RefSeq, a predicted model, not a curated record